Molecule: messenger RNA, 4121 nt
Organism: Choloepus didactylus (southern two-toed sloth)
Lineage: Eukaryota; Metazoa; Chordata; Mammalia; Pilosa; Megalonychidae
Gene: DESI2
Product: desumoylating isopeptidase 2
Exons: 5
Coding region: 232-816 (194 amino acids)
Biological process (GO): protein deubiquitination
Molecular function (GO): deubiquitinase activity
Source: RefSeq, a predicted model, not a curated record
GCCUGAGCCGGAGCGGGCUCGCCACCGGUGCGGCCCCGUCGGCGCGGGGGUAUUGUCGGCGCCCCCCAGAGCGGCUUCACUUCCCCAUGCUCCAGCCGCGGCUGCCGCGGGCCGGGCUAUACGCUUAGUGCCCGGCUCCGGCCCCCUGAAGCGCCCGCGGGGGUGGGAGCGGCCUCCGGCUCCGCGCAGUCGGAGCGGCUAGAGGACGAGGCGGCGGCCGCGGGGAGGAGGAUGGGGGCUAACCAGUUAGUGGUGCUCAACGUGUACGACAUGUACUGGAUGAACGAAUACACUUCACCCAUUGGAAUUGGAGUUUUUCAUUCAGGAAUUGAAGUAUAUGGCAGAGAAUUUGCUUAUGGUGGCCAUCCUUACCCCUUUUCUGGAAUAUUUGAAAUUUCCCCAGGAAAUGCUUCUGAACUAGGAGAAACAUUUAAAUUUAAAGAAGCUGUUGUUUUAGGGAGCACUGACUUCCUAGAAGAUGAUAUAGAAAAAAUUGUAGAAGAACUGGGAAAAGAAUACAAAGGAAAUGCCUAUCAUUUGAUGCAUAAAAACUGCAAUCACUUUUCUUCAGCUUUAUCAGAGAUUCUCUGUGGGAAAGAGAUUCCUCGCUGGAUCAAUCGACUUGCCUACUUCAGCUCCUGUAUACCCUUUCUACAGAGUUGCCUCCCGAAGGAGUGGCUGACCCCUGCAGCCCUCCAGUCGAGCGUCAGCCAAGAGCUCCAAGAAGAACUGGAGGAAGCGGAGGACGCUGCUGCGUCAGCUUCCGUGGCAAGCUCUGCAGCAGGCUCCAGACCCGGGCGCCACACUAAGCUAUAAGUGUCUCCAAAGUCACACAUUCAGAACUGUCUCUGGCAGUUGAAUAUCACUAGAGAAAAGCAAAGAGUAAGCGUCUUCUGGAUAUUUCAUAUGCAAAGAUGGCUCUCCCCCAAAUCCCAGUUUUUCAGCUCAGGAUUAUAUUUGUAAUCAAAAAAAUCACUUGGCACAGGAGGGAGAACUUUGUAUGAAGCUACCCUCUGAUUUUUUUACCCACUUGUAAAUCUGGAUUUACUUCUUCUGUUUUAUACAAACUCUGUUAAGUUAUGUUUACAGUAUUUUGUAUUGCUGUUUACAAAUCUUGCAUGGACUCCUGCCACCGUGAAAGAAGAAAAUCUUCAGCUCUUCAAAAAUUAGGCAGGUAAUCUUUGUACACUUCUGACAAUUGCCAGAGCUAUGGCAUAAAUAAUAGGCACACAAAAAGGUACUUACACAAUUAUAGCCACCAUCACCUGCUUAAGAAUUUUCUUCUGGAUUUUUGUUUGUUUUUGUUCUUAAAGGUGUUGGCACCAGGAUACAGGGAACCAAACUGACCAAGGUGAGGGAGCACACACACAGCCCUGAGGGUCUGCCGGAGAGGUGGCCCCCCCGGGCCCACUGCCUCUCAGCACUCCCUCCCACUUUGAGUAGCACAGCCACCAAGGUUCCCGUUAAACUGUUGGUUUCAUUACAAAUAUCCAUCCACCUAGGCAGGGUGGCACAUUCUUGUGUGUAUCUGGCAUAAAUGCCUUUGAUUCUGAAAUUAAGAUGUUUUUCUUUAAGGAUAUUCUUGCUAGUGACUGACAGGUGUUUUUGCACAUGUCUUGGGAGAUGAGGGGUGAGGAGCUCCUUUUAUUUUAAUACAUACUGAUUUCCUCUCUGCAUAGAAUUUUGUUGAUGGGGUAGGAAUAUCCUAAGUGGUAGCUUUCUGAGUAGCAGUGUGAGUUGACAUUCAACUGCUUUUAACUAUUCAGGCUACCUUUUAUACUAGACUUUAAAAACUAGAGUCGAAAGUAGCACACCCCAAAAAAGGUAAUUCUUUGAUACUUCAAACUUCUUAUGUACCAUAUCAGAAGGAGUAUAUUGGCGUUUGUUAGGUUGUUAUGGGAGUAGUUUCACCUCAUAAAUAGAAAGCCUAGUUUCAUUUACCUCUUGUUGAAAAUCAUAUUUGUGUGUCUUAAAAUUCAUCUUUUUUAUGUUCUCUUAAAUGAUGUCUCUUACGUAACAUACACUACAAAUCAGUUGUCACCCUAGUUAAGUCCCCCUCAACAGGAAUCUGUCUGCCUGAGUCUACUCCCAGUUUGCUCCUCAGAUACGAGAACCAUGUCAUUACAUGUAAAAUUAGAUUUUUCUGCCUUAAGAAUGAAUGUCCUACGUAAAAUAUCGGAUGCAGUGUAUAAGUUAUCCAAGGCAGUCACUUCUGCUUUAUAUAUGUUUUAGUUUUAAAGUUAUUUACAAUUUAUUUAAACUUUAGAUUGGAUUAUUUGCUAUUGCUCUAUGUGAAGAUACAUAUUUUACAGUAAACUACAUUUUUAACUUUUCCAUAAGCUGAUUUUGAUUCAUUUUAUCAACUUAAGCACACCCUAAUCAUGGGGAAAAAUAAACCUUGGGUUGUAAGCAUUGACCUGAGGAAAAUGAAGCCUCUUAACCUAAUUUAUGCGCUUUACUGUUCUGUUUCUGUAGAGGAAAGCCUUUACAAAUCACUGUCAGUUUGUUAGGGGGCAGAGCACUUGUUUUAAGACAUGUAACAAAAAAAAGAAAAGAAUAUAUGAUCCUUAUGAAAACUUGACUUGGUUCCAGUCUAAAAAUGUGAUUUAGGACAAAACACUAAGGCUAUAGCAGUGAGUUGGGUCAUUAUAAGAUUCCUAUCACCAAAACCCAGGUUAUUGAUGUAGUUUGCUUAACAUUUUACUUUUUAUAAUGUGGUGAGUUACAGUUUCUCCUAAUCCAUUCAAAUUAUACAUGAUUUAAAUCUGGGCUACUGAUAACAUAAAGGAGUAGCCAUUAGACACUUCUUGGUGAUAGCCAAGAACAUUCCAUCUCUGCUUAUCCAGAAUCCAGCAACUCAGCACACAAAUGACUUUGUUAUUACUUUGUUGUAUUUACUUUCAUCUGCAGCAUUUGGAGUAUAAUAAAAAUAGUGUAAGGGUCUUGGUUGAACUAAAUAGUGGACUAAGCCCAAUUAUCUUAGUAACAAUCAGCAAAUAAAAAUUCUGGACACUAGAUUUCUUGUAUUCUAAUCAUACCUAAGGUUGGGAAAUAAGGAAAUGUUUUUAGUUUAGCAAUUCUCAUUCAAGUCAGGUCCCUCUCUAUAGUUCAAAAUUGAGAAUAGAUUCCAUUCACUAACAUUUAACCAGCUUUUCCCUGCCAUUGGAGGAAAAGAACCUUCUUCUCAACCUGAUUUUUCAUGAGAAAAAUCCUAUAUCAAGGGUUGUUCGUUAAGAUACAUGUAAUAGGAUGGAGUCAGAUAUUCUCUUUGUAGUGGUAACAAAUGAAACUUACUUCUUUCUCCUGGCGGAUUGGACACUACGAGAAUGUAGAGUAUCAAAAGCUACUGGUUCCCACUGUUUUAAAUGCCUUUUUUUUUUUUUUUUCCAAUAAAUCCUAAGACGGUGGCAUCAGUUUUGGGAAGUGUGUGGCUUAUGGGGUUGUAAAAGGUGGUGGUACUAUUGAAAGAGAGCCUGCACUUGAUGCCUGAAAUUCAGACAGCUAUUGCUCUGACCCAUAGCAAUAGAGCAAGUUACCCUUCACCAGCAUUUGUACAGAGCAGGGAAUUCUGGUUUUAGUUCAUUAAUAGCGUGUGUAUGAGGAGGUUCAACACUACAGAUGGCUGUAGGACUCUACAUCCAUGGCUUCUUUCCAUCACAAAACGGGUAGAAACACAUUCACUGCUUCAGGGUUCUAAUCUGUGUAUCUUCUUGUGGUUCCGUUCCUGUAAGAUACUCUGUAAUUUUGAUACAUGCUGUAUUUUCUUUAAACAAUUAAGUUUAAAAGACUUGAGUUCUGUUCAGCAAGCUGACUGUACUGCCAUUGUGUCCUUUUCAGUAUGGUUUUAGAGUGCAGCUGAAUUAUUAGACUUUUCAUUGUCUACUCAGUCAAUACAUGUACAUCUUCACUGUUUGAAAGGUGUUACAGCUGUUAAAGAAUCUUCGUGAACCUGAAGAUAAUUUCUUGUGAAGUUGAAUGCAGGUGUACUGUCAUUCAUAGUGUUUAUAUAAAAAAAAACAAAAUACCAGGAAUCUUCACUUUUGCUACCUUGAUAUAUUAUUGGCCUAUCAUGUUACAGCAUUGAAAUACAUCAAUUUAUUAAAAAAAUAUUUUAUAAGAAA